CGGAUGGUAACAGUCAGAUGUAUCCUAUAGCAUGGGCAGUGGUUGAAGUCGAGAAUGAGGUGUGCUGGAGUUGGUUUGUUAACAUUCUAACUCAGGAUUUGAACUUAGGAGAUGGAGAGGGAAUUACAAUCUUAAGUGAUCAACAAAAGGGACUUGAGAAUGCAGUGAAGGAUCUUCUUCCAAUGGCUGAGCAUAGGAAUUGUGCACGGCAUAUCUAUGCAAAUUGGAAGAAAACUCACAAAGGGCCAGCACUAAAGCAACAUUUCUGGAAGAUAGUUAGAAGCACAUAUAUGGAGGAGUAUGAUGGUGCAUGCCACGAGUUAGAGAAGGAAGAUGGGCAGGCUUAUGCUGAUUUGAUGGAUAAGAAUCCUAGCAAAUUCUGUAAGGCCUUUCUAACUCCGGUCCAAUGUUCUGAUGCAAUUCUAAACAACGUCUGUGAAUGUUUCAACUCUUAUAUCCUUGAGGCAAGGAAUAAACAUAUAAUAGAUAUGCUUGAGGAAAUUAGAAUUGCAUUGAUGGAGAGGUUGUAUAGAAAGAAUGUUGAAAUUAAGAGUGCUGAGAGGAGUUCAAGCAUAUGUCCAAAAAUAAGGAAAAAAAUUGAAGCUAUGGUUUAUGAGAGUAGAAACUGCACAACUAUUCCUGCAAUAGGGGGAAAAUUCGAGGUUAAACACUUUCAGGACAGAUUUGUAGUUAUUCCAACAUUGAGGAAGUGUGGUUGUAGGAAAUGGGAAUUGACUGGCAUUCCCUGCGUGCAUGGAUGUGCUGUGAUUAAUUUCCUUAAGCAAAAUAUGGAUGACUACGUCAAUGAAUGGUUUUCAGUGGGUAAGUAUAAGUUGGCAUAUGGGUAUGGGCUCCCAGCUUUAAAUGGGGAGAAAUUGUGGCCGGCUGCAGAAGGAUUGCCUGUUAUCCCACCACCUAUUAGGAAGAUGCCGGGUAGGCCUAAGAAGGUUAGGAGAAGGGAUCCAUACGAGAAAGAACCAGAAAGACCAAACAAGCUUAGGAAAACAUGCCAAAUGACUUGUCAGAAUUGUUUCCAAGAAGGCCACAACAGUAGGACUUGCAAAAAUGAUACUGUUCAUUUGCCACCUAAACCAAAGGGAAAAAAGGGGAGGCCUCGCAAAGCGCCGCUGCAAUCAACUACACCUGCAACAACUGCGAUUCCAGGGAGAGGUCGUGGUGGAGGUCGUGGUGGUGGAGGUCGUGGUGGAGGUCGUGGUGGUGGAGGUCGUGGUGGAGGUCGCGGUGGAUCUAUUCCUACGCAAGAAAGUAACACAAACACCUGAAGAAAUGAGUAGUCUCACUUUUGACUUGGUGAUGCAGUUUAGUAGUGAAUGAUAUGUAUUUGGAUGUUAUAACAACACUACUUUUGGAGUAUAUGUAUUAGAGAAGACAAUCUGUACUCUUAUCUGCAGCUCAGUAGUAAAUGAUAUGCUUUUGGAUGUUAUAAUCAUG
Salvia hispanica is the source of this 1452-nucleotide messenger RNA. RefSeq lists its product as uncharacterized. The record is from RefSeq and is a predicted model, not a curated record. Lineage: Eukaryota; Viridiplantae; Streptophyta; Magnoliopsida; Lamiales; Lamiaceae. Gene Ontology annotation, molecular function: zinc ion binding.